AAACUGAGGUCCCGUAUACACAUUGGCGUUCACGUAAAACAUCCCUUGGCAGUUGGGAUUCGAUAUAAGAGUAGGCCGUAGUGCCGCUGCCCGGGCAAAAUUUCCCUCAUAGCACACUGUAUGGCGUAUGCCCAUCUUCAUUAGCCCAGGUUAGGAGCAGAACAGUAGGACGUUAAACCCCAUUUCAUUUCAUUUCAUUUCGAAACCAUGACUGCAAGCCAGAGGGGAGUGGCCAGCUAGAGUUCAAAGCAUGACACCCUAGACCACUAGGGAAUCCACCUUUGGGUUAAUCCUGUUUCUAUCCCUGUGAUGUCAUCGCCUUUCAAACCUCAUGGGUUUUCUCCCGGUCCUCCGUCUUUUAAGAUGAAGAAUAUUUGUUCAGCAGCAUCAUGUAUCGUGUCAGUUUAUACUCAAGCUGGCAACAAGAAAACUGACGCAAGUACCAGUGGUUUCAUGGUUGAACAUGGCAUCGUAGUUACCACGGCUACCAUAUUGGCGCAAUUAGUUGUUCAGUAUCCAGAUUUAUUGAAUAACAUAGAAAAAUCUUUCUACGAAAAUCGUGAUUUCAAACUAAAAUGUCAAGUGACGUUUGAAAAAUUACCCAGCAGACAUCAAAAGAAAGUUUCCUUCAACGAUUUACAAACGACUUUAACUCGAUGUAGCUCAGAUUAUACCAGUACCAGUCGUGUUCAACAUUAUAAUGCAGAGAUAAUUCACAUAUUUUCGUGUCCAAACUUUACGGAAGCCUUUGAAAGGUUAUUAGGAGGUUCGGACUGGUCGUAUGACCAGAAAAUAUCUCUUGAUGAAGAUCAGGAGGACAGUAAGAAAAAUGACAACAUCAGCGGAAAAAUUCUAACAACACUGAUGCAGAAAUUUGUACUUCUGAAAGUGGAUGAUUUACCCGUGGAAUAUAAAGUGAUCGAGGAGUAUAUCAACAGUUGUGUUAAUAUUGGUGAUAAGUUAGAUAUCUGUGCGACGCCGUUUGGUAACCUCAGUGCGGAUGUUUUUAUAAAUUCGUGGAGUAGUGGAAUCGUUAGUAAUGUUUACGGUAAAGAUAAUUGUUUGAUUUUAACAGACGCUAGAAUGAUACCAGGAACAGAGGGUGGACCAGUUUACGUAAACAACGAUAACGGAAGGAAAUUAUGUGGUAUUGUUGUAGCAUCGUUAUGCUGGAAGAAUAAUGAAUGGAUAGGUUUAUCUAUUGUCUGUUCUAUUAAAGACGUAAUAUCAGCCAUGUUUAUAGAUAGAUUACAGAGAAUAGAAAAUAUACCUCCAUCGUCUACUACUACUACUAGAACAGAUGGCUGUUUGAGUAUGUAUAAUAAUAUUGUGAUGGUGAAGGUUGGUGAUACCUGGGGAUCAGGUGUUAUAAUAAACUAUACACCAUCAACUACCUAUAUACUUACCUGUAGUCAUGUCGUUAAACCUAGUCAUAGUCAUCCAGUUAGUAUCAGAGAAAAUGGAAAUAAAUCGUUUGUUAACAGUCAUAUUUUAUAUCAUCAUGAUCCUCCUGUACAGUUUGAUAUCGCCCUGUUAUCUACAGGUACAACGGGUCAAAGGUCAUCAGCCACUGGUAGAACAGGUCAAAAGUCACCAUCUACAGGUCAAAGAUCUAUAUCGACAGGUACAACAGGUCAGAGGUCAACAUCUACAAGUAGAACAGGCCAAAGGUCAAAUCACACACUUCCUGUUAAACCUAUUGAAGGUUCAAGGGUUUAUGCCAUUGGUCAUGCCAUAUUUGGUGAAAAUUUUAACCUUGAACCUACUAUAACUUCAGGGAUCAUCUCCAAGGUGAUUAAGGUCAAUAAUGUUCCAGUUAUGAUACAGACAACAUGUGCCGUUCACCCAGGAGCUAGUGGUGGGGCAUUAGUUAAUGAAGAUGGAAGAUUAGUAGGAGUUAUUGCUAGUAAUACCAAAGAUACAGAAAGUGGAGCUUGUUUUCCACAUGUUAGUAUGGUUAUACCAGCCAUUACAAUAUGGUCAGUUAUAUCAUCAUUUAUACAUAGUCAAGAUGUAGAUAUUCUAAAACAACUCCAUAUAACCAAUAAAACUGUUAAUGAUUUAUGGUCUUUAAAGACAAGUAAACCAGCUCCUCAAAUUGUUGCUAGCAGUAAAUUAUGAUAAUAGGUGGACAGUAGACUACAAUGUUCUCAACAUUCCACCUCAAAUGAUUUCAACAGUGUUAGAAUAAAACUGUCAUUGAUCUUAUUUAGAACUGAUUAUAUUCUAAUGGUGCAAUGGAUUUAUGAGAAAAACAAAUAUGUAACAGGAAGUAUAUGUUAUAGAAAAAUAAAAUAGGGUUCUCCUAUUCUUCAUUGGGGGUUGUUUGGUCGAAAAGGUUAACAUUUGCGCGUGAAAUCACAAGGUUUGUCAUUGAGUCAAGUGGCAUGGUUUUGAUUGCCCGCUUGUACGAGACAAGGAGUAUGGUCGCCACUCCAACCUCUCGGGUUUUCUCCGGGUCCUCCAAUUUCCUUCCCCUGCUAAAGACCCCUGCACGCAAGCAAAUACAGGAUCGAACCCAUCAUCUCCUGGUUAUUGGACAAGCGUUUUAAUCACUGAGCCACAUUAUGUAAACCAAUUGUAGACUUUCAUAUACACUGCCUAUUAUAGACUUUCAUUAUUCCACUUGUAAAACCUUGUCGCUAAAAAAUCGCCAGAAAUUGGAUCUUUAAUUUAUUUUGUUUUUAUUUUUUAUCGAAAUUGGAAGAAUUACAUUCAUUGUUCAAGUUUUAUUUAUGGUAGCGUAUCAUGAAUUCACGUGUUUUCACAAAUGAUGUUACAGAAACUCAUUUCUAUAUUUGACCCAAAAAUAAAAUCUUAUUGUUAUAAUUAUUAAUGAAAUAUUUCUUUCUGGUUUCACAAGUAGCUUUUAUUGUCGACAUUUAAAGAAAAAUGAAGAGCUGAAAUGACCGAAUGUUCCCCAGUAUUCCCCAGUCUGAUUUCACCUUGUAAAUGGUGCAGGACCGUCAGUCUGGCAUAGAAAGUGGCUAGUCCUUCAAGCUCUCGUGUAUAGAUUGUUGUACACACAAAGCUUACCUCACAGGGGUAUGGUUGUAACAG
Molecule: messenger RNA, 3060 nt
Organism: Patella vulgata (common limpet)
Lineage: Eukaryota; Metazoa; Mollusca; Gastropoda; Patellidae
Product: peroxisomal leader peptide-processing protease
Exons: 10
Coding region: 310-2121 (603 amino acids)
Biological process (GO): protein processing; regulation of fatty acid beta-oxidation
Cellular component (GO): peroxisome
Molecular function (GO): serine-type endopeptidase activity
Source: RefSeq, a predicted model, not a curated record